AUGGUCGCGGGCGCGAUGAUGGAUGACCAAGAGAAGAAAAUCGUGGUCGAGUUCUGCCACCUGCUCGAGAAGUCCAAGCAGCUUUUCAACGGACUCAGAGAUUUACCACAAUACGGACACAAGCAAUGGCAAGCCUACUUUGGUAGGACAUUCGAUAUUUACACAAAACUGUGGAAAUUUCAGCAACAACAUAGGCAAAUUCUUGAUUCAAAAUAUGGACUUAAAAGGUGGCAGAUAGGAGAAAUAGCCUCCAAAAUUGGUCAACUAUAUUAUCAUUAUUAUUUAAGGACAAGCGAAACUAACUAUUUAAACGAGGCGUUCUCCUUUUAUGCCGCGAUUAGAAGUCGGGCUUACUAUUCAAGAGCUUCCAAAGAGGAUAGGUCUGAUUUAAUGGUAAAGAAAUUAAGGUACUAUGCAAGGUUCAUUGUUGUUUGCCUCUUAUUAAAAAGAAUGAAAUUAGUUCGAGAACUUGUUUCGGAACUAGAUAAACAAAUUGUAGAUUAUGCUAGCACGUAUGAGCCAGAUGACCAACUUGAAUGGGCUCUAGUUUUAGACGAAAUAAAAUCAUUUAUCAAAGCUGAUGGAGUUGUCAGUAUCUUGCAGUCUGAGGCAAAUACCGUAUUCUUAUCUCAUAGGUUAAGUGCUUUAAACACACCCCCCGUUGAGAGAACACCCAUGAUGUGCUACUCUCUCCAGGAAAUUCUCAUCGUAGGAAAUUGCAGUGAUCAGGUAAAAUUUAGCGAACUGACGAUGGACAUGUUCAGAAUGCUACAGACUUUUGAAAGAGAGCCUCAAGACGAGUACAAUCAUAUUUAUGAUUCUUCUCCAGCGCCCUCUAGAGUACCUUUUGAUAAAAGUUAUUCUGUGUCAAGUACAAAAGGCAGUGCCGGCUAUCCAGUUAUGUCAUCGUGCCACGAGAAUGGCGAUAGGCCUCAUAAGAGAGAAAAUCCUCAUAAGUACCUUUUAUACAAACCUACUUUUAGCGACGUUAUGGUCUUUUUAGCAUCAGGUUUCAAAGAACUGCCAAGCAAUGGUGCUCUCUUACUUUACAUUUCGGCUGAUGCCUCUUUUUCUUCUUCUUCCAAGCAUCCGGUGGAUAUGGGAUACGAUUUAGGUGGAGUUCGUACAAGCUGUAGAAAAGAUGUAGACGCUAAUAUGAAAAAAGGCAUUCAUUUCAAGGAAAUGCAUUGCCUAUAUCCUGGUGAUCUCUACCCAUUCACUAGGAAACCUUUUUUUGUGAUAAUCGAUUCUGACAAUAGUUUUGUGUUCGAAAAUAUACCGAGGUAUUUUGGCCAACCUCUCGUAGUGCUCAUGUCUCCUCAAAAUAUUCCUGAAAACUUCCUCGAUUAUCAGAAGUCAGCGGGUAGCCUGUUCACUUUGUUUCUGCAUAGUCCGUUAGCUGCCUUUUGCUACGUGUGCAAUGUCAACUCUGUACCUUUCCACCACUGGGAGCGGUGUCAAUCCUUCGUCGACCGCUUCAUUACUGAAGCCAGCCGACUUUUCACGCAUAGCAGAAUAGAUCCAGCCUUUAUUCCAUUUUUUGGUGAUGAUUUUUUAAGACUUAUUCUAUUAAGAUACAUAUUUUGUGAUGUAGUGCUUCAUCUUCAUAAAGGAUUUCAAGGUUCGAGGCAGUUCAGACCUCAGUGUGCACCGAUGCUUCCAGAAGCGGAACUUUUGGACCACCCCUCUUUAUAUCAUCUUAUUAUAGACCUGGCCGGUCUUCUUAAAGUUAGAAGUUUUUUCAUUGAGAACGCUGAACUGGAGUGAAACCAUCCCUAAACUUCCUGUACUCAAACCUCUCGGUCAGCAAACUGUUACCGUCAUGAAACCAAUACCGACAGAGUCUAAUUUACACUUUUAUUACGAGUACGUGUUCAAUAUUUAAUAAGUAUCGAUUUAUCUCCAUUGACAACAUUAAGAUGAUUGUACAGCGCCAAUUCGCUGCAGGCGUUAGUAGGCAUCCACUACCACGACAGAUUUCGAGUGAGGGCAUUGAUUUAUCCUGAUUGAAAUUUUUUAAACGUAUACGUGUUUAUUUGAAUCAAAUUUAGUACGAUCGAUUUAUCGAAUUUUAUCCAAAUAUAGUAUGUUUUGAGACUAUCAAUGAUAAUCAGUCGAUACCAAUCGAAUUCGUUCGAUAAUCAUGUGACGUAAGACUAAUGGCAUCUACAACAGCUCUGAGCGGUUGCUGUAAUUAAACUGAAUUUAAAACAAUUGAUUGGAAAUUUAAUUCGAUGAACAACAUAAUCUUUUCCAAUGAUUCUCUAGAGUGGGUGGAAAUUGCAGAACUAAUCGGUGCUUGCACUGUUGUAGCAUCACGUCCCAGUACACAACAGCUAGGCCCACAUCAAGGUCCUGAUGCCGCCUUUUUAGAAUCAGGAGGAAUAGUAAAGUUGAACGCUACAAGAAAAGAUGCCAUGCACAUCAAGAAUGGACCAAAAAUUUCCAUAAGCAGGUUUACUAUUCCGCCCACAUUAAAGCUGGAGGUGUUAGAAUCAAUCCUAAUUAUAAGGCGAUUAAAUUGAUCAUGUUUUACACCUUAGGUUUUGGAAUUCAAAGCCCCUGAAAAACUGAUAUCAUAAAAUAAAAAGUGGACCGUUAAUAAGCAAAUCAUUCACAGGAAAAGUAAUGAGAGCACUAACGACGUAUUUUGCGCAUAUAGUUUAACUAUGUGUUUUUGUGCCACAUUUAUCAUAAAUGGCUGUGACUUUCAUCGCUCUGUUAUCAAAUCGUAUGGGUACAAAAAUAUUGAAGAAAAUAUCGAACAAUUUCAUGAAGGGAAAAAAUUAAUUACUUUGUAAUUCAGGAACUUUGCAGCCGACUUGGUUUGUAUCAUGUCAUUUUCUUCGAUUUGGUCGCAUUUAGACUGAUUUUUUAGUUGGUAAAUCAAAGCGCAAAGACGCUCAUCGGGAUCAAAAUGUUACAAAAAGAAAAAGAAUAAGAAAACUUGUAGCUAAACAGCAAGAUCAUAACGUUGGGUCGUCAAAAAAAUACCCUCAAUCAUUGCACGGCCCGUUUUCGCGAAAAUUUAGAAGGCCGCGCGGCGUGCGCCUUCAAUUCUUGCAUAGGCAACAAAGACAACCGUCGAGUAGAUUUAGUUGUAUCAAAGUUGCCUUCAAUGUUGGGUCACAUCAAUUGAAGGCGUCGUGUUCUGUUUCCGUUCACUGUAAAUUAAACGCUUUUCCCUCUCUUUUUCCCUCUCUCUCUCCCUCUCUCCUUGUAAUCUUACGGGUCCAGUUUGGCAAUCAUAAAGAUAGCUCUAGUUUAAAGAUUGCGGGCAUUUUCAAAACACCUGACGCCUGACGCUGCCGUUAUUAUUCAUAGAAAUAUUAAAUUAAAGUAAAUCACACGAUUUACUCGCAUUUUUCUUCUCACCAAUUCCUAUUCAGAAAAACUAUGUAUACUAUGUCAAAAGCCGUGUAUCAAAAUCUUGAGUUUUUGACUGCAAAAACUGUUCGUUAUGAUACAUAUGAGCUCGAGAUUUUAUCGGCAGUUGAAUUGAGGAUUUUUUCGCUUGAAUUCAUUUUAUAUUUUUUAAUGAUUGUGAAAUACAGACGCUAAAAAGCUUAAGAGCCAAAUUCUGUCGAUCAGCCCCUCUCCGACGUUCAGUUUUUUCUACCCCUAUACUUUUCUACAAUUUUUUUUAAUUUUUAUGCGCUCUAAGAAUGAACUUUUAAGAAUAAUUCCUACGGGCAAUGACAUUAGUAAUAUCUUAAAUCGGCCUCUCAGAAUUAAGAGCAUUUUAGAGUGCAAGUGUCAAAAUACAAUUAAUAAUUUUUAUAUCUAAUAAAUAUAAAUACUUAUGACUGCUUAAUUUAAAUAUCUUAAAUUAAAUCAAGUUUUCAGAAGGGUAACAGUUGCUAGAGGCACCGAGAGGGAUAUGGUCGAAGAAUCCAAAUUUUUGCGCAUAUGACUUAAUUUGGACGCACAUUUUGCAAUCAGAACCUACUUUUUACAGUUCGUUUUAGAAACAACAUAUAUGCUAUUAGGCUAUCCACGCAGAUAGGUUCUUUUAAAGAUGAGCCAGGAAUUGUAGCUCCUGAUUGCAAAACGUAGUCUAUUUGGUCCCUUCGAUAGACACAAUUCUAUUUGUUUUAUUGUAUAAGAAAAUUAUUGCGAAAAGGGAACCUUACCGGGAAAAUGCGGUUGAUUCCAAGUCAAAUAGACCGGCCGGUAAUUUUUUUCUUUUCCAUUUUUUUAUCCAAAUAGUUAAUGUUUAUAAGUUUCACUCUUGUCGACAUUUUUCGAAUGUAAGUUACACCCGAGAAAAUUGAAUGGUUUUCACUUUGAAGACCAUAGCCAAAAGAUACAUCGUACGAACGCAUUGAAAGAAUUUAUUAAGUCUGAUUUUCUUAACUUUAACGACUUUCGAGCGUUCUUUUUCUCUCCCCCAUCAAAGUCUGAAAUGUUAGCCAACUGGCUUUGAUUCUCGUUGGUACUUCCCAACCGCUGAUAAAUUCGUGUUUUCCUUAGGCAAUUUUUCCUUUACUUUUGAGUCGCUUCCAUUCGUUGGAUCCUCUGUCUGCAUGAAGAUUUAUCAUAUUCAAAUAUUUUUAUAAUAAAAUUAAAACUGUAUUUGUGAGUAUAUUACUAUCAUUGUUAUUCCACGGUGUUUCGAGAAAAUUAAGACAGCAAAGAUGGAAACAAAAGUAUUGAUGCUAAUUUUUCUGUAUAAAUGUUUUAAAUUUGUUUGAGAAUCGCUACAUUUUUUAUUCGUGGUAAAAAAUAAAGUUCAUCUUUGAGAACUUCCCCGGAAGUUUGCCUACGUGAUAUCCUCUCUAUGGCCCAUUUUAUUCAAUAAAUCGUUGAAAAAAAAA
This is a messenger RNA of Bemisia tabaci, 4817 nucleotides long. Its product is annotated as protein SCAI. The record is from RefSeq and is a predicted model, not a curated record. Gene Ontology annotation, molecular function: transcription corepressor activity. Lineage: Eukaryota; Metazoa; Arthropoda; Insecta; Hemiptera; Aleyrodidae. Gene Ontology annotation, biological process: DNA-templated transcription.